UCAAUAGCCCUGGGAUAUCGUUGGACCUGUGAUGGGCUCCAACGUAGGGGGAUAUGGAAUGGCUCGCUCCGGAAUCUUUAUGGUUUUGAUGGGGUUGUGGAGGUUUAUCUCUGCUUGCCCUGCAUCCUGCACUUGCACCAUCUCAAGGAUUGCUUGUAUCGAUCCUGACCCAGGGAUCGAGGAUUUCCCUAUCCUUACGUUAGAUGACAUGGAAAUGGACAUCAAUAUCACCGAUAUAUACAUUGCAAAUCAAAACAGACUAUUUGACAUCAAUGAUAACAGCUUGAAGUACUACUCGAAUCUCAGAAAUCUAACUGUGACGAAUACAGGACUGACUUCUAUCUCAUCAGAAGCCUUUUUCAACAAUACAAGACUUCAAUAUCUGAAUCUGAGAGACAAUAAGUUGUCAACACUGUCCUGGAGGACAUUCCUAAACUUUAACAUUACAUCUUUUCCUCUCCUGUCUGGUAACCCUCUGGAGUGUGUAUGUGAGAACAUGUGGAUCAAACUGAGGCUGCAAGAGGACAUUGACAGUUCAGAGAGUCAAGAGCUGAAAUGCAUAGACGACAGUGGAGUGAGGAGGGCCAUCUCCAGAUUCUUUCUCCCUGAUUGUGAGGCUCCCGCAGUGGAGGUCAGUCCCUCUAUCUUCACAAAGACGGAGGGAAGUGAUGUCACAGCAGUGUGCAGUGCAACAGGGUCUCCUGCCCCUGAGAUCUCGUGGAAUUUGGACACCCUCUUCACCAGCUAUGAGGUCAAUGUCUUGGAGCUGCAGAGCAAUCUGACGCUGUCAGGUCUCUCGCCUUCGGACAACGGCAGAGUGAUCACUUGCAAUGUUGAGAAUGUAGUCGGCCAAACCGAGGCUUACCUCCUACUCAACAUCCUCUUUUGCCCCACUAUCCUGGAGCUGCUGGAGCCAUUGAGACUCCACCACUGGUGUAUCCCCUUCAGUGUGACCGGGAACCCCAAGCCCAAGCUGCAGUGGUACCACCAGGACCAGGAGCUCCACGAACAGGAGUAUAUCAAGACUGAGAUCCACGAGAGCCUUGGGAGCGUUCACCAUGGCUGCCUGCAGCUUGCCAACCCGACUCAUAUCCACAACGGGCAGUAUACGCUGGUGGCCAGCAACGAGUUCGGGGAGGACCGGAAAGUAAUCGACGCCCACUUCCUGCUCCCGCCAGAUGAGGGCGACUAUCCCUCAGAACAGCCAUAUUACCCUUACACCACUGACUCACCACUACCCCCAAUAGAUGACAGUGUUGCAGUGUACGUAGUGGUGGGAAUCGCUGGCGUGGCAUUAAUUGUAUGUGUUCUGAUGGUGAUCAUUCUGAAAUACGGAAGAAACUCAAAGUUUGGGAUGAAGGGCUCCUCCUCCUCGGUCAUCAGUAACGACGAUGACUCAGCCAGUCCUCUUCAUCACGUCUCCAACGGCAACAACACCCCGUCGUCCUCGGAGUUGAGCCACGAUGCGGUGAUCAUUGGAAUGACAAAGAUCCCUGUCAUCGAGAACCCGCAGUAUUUCCGCCAAUCUGGCAGCAUGCUGAAAUCGGACACGUUUGUCCAGCACAUCAAGAGACACAACAUUGUGCUGAAGCGUGAGCUGGGAGAGGGGGCCUUUGGGAAGGUGUUUCUGGCUGAGUGCUACAACCUGACCCCAGAUCAGGAAAAGAUCCUGGUGGCCGUCAAGACGUUGAAAGAAGGCAGCGAGAGCGGCCGUGCUGACUUCCACCGGGAGGCGGAGCUACUGACCAACCUGCAGCAUGAGCACAUCGUCACCUUCUACGGCGUGUGUGUGGACAGCGACCCGCUCAUCAUGGUGUUCGAGUACAUGAAACACGGCGACCUCAACAAGUUCCUCAGGUCCCAUGGUCCUGACACGGUGCUGAUGGCUGAUGGGCAGCACAGCCUAAUGGUGGAGCUGACCCAGUCCCAGAUGCUGCACAUCGCCCAGCAGAUUGCUGCAGGCAUGGUCUACCUGGCCUCCCAGCACUUUGUCCACAGAGACCUGGCCACACGCAACUGUCUGGUGGGAGAGAACCUGCUGGUCAAGAUUGGGGACUUUGGCAUGUCCAGGGACGUGUACAGCACCGACUACUACAGGGUGGGUGGUCACACCAUGCUGCCCAUCCGCUGGAUGCCUCCAGAGAGCAUCAUGUACCGGCGGUUCACCACGGAGAGCGACGUCUGGAGUCUAGGCGUUGUCCUCUGGGAGAUCUUCACCUAUGGGAAGCAGCCCUGGUACCAGCUCUCCAACAAUGAGGUGAUCGAGUGCAUCACCCAGGGGCGCGUGCUGCAGCGGCCGCGUUCUUGUCCAAAGGAGGUGUACGACCUGAUGCUGAGCUGCUGGCAGAGAGAACCCUACAUGAGACUCAACAUCAAGGAGAUUCACAGCCUGCUCCAGAGUCUGGCCAAGGCCUCGCCUGUCUACCUGGAUAUACUGGGCUGAGUGAGUCUGGUCGGCUCUGUUUGUGUAUGGGUGGGAAUGAGGGUGGAGUUGUGUGCGUGCGUGUGUGUGUGUGUGUGCGCGUGUGUGAGCAUACUGUAUGUGUUUGUGCGGGUGCUGACUGUGCUUCUGCCUCCUCAUCACAUAGACAAAAGCCUUACAUUUGAUUGCGAUUUCUUUUCCUUCUCCAUUUAAAAAACGCAUAGGACCCGUUUCUCAAACCCAGAUUAAAAGAAUCCAGGAGUAGGCCCAACUCUGGUUUAGUUCAUCAAGAGCAAAAAAUAUGAUUUCGUGAACAUAAAUUAACCUUGAAUUACAUACUCCUGGACUGGACUGUGACUGUGACUUUUUAAAUGAAGAUUAAUAAUAGUCAAAGAAUAAUUGAAUAAUGUCCUUGAAACCAAAUGAUCAGUAAUCUUGAUUAAAUUGUAAUUUAGUCAAGGAGUAGGCCUAAUCUGGGUCAGCGAAACAGAUCCUUAAUGUACAUUGUAUUAUUGUACUCUUCUUGUACACUGUGUUUGCUGGUGAUAAACCAAGGGAAAAUGACUGCGUGUCAAAAUCAUCAUGGACAAUGUAUGGACACUUGCCAACAUGGAUACAGCUUUUCCUUUUUCCACCUAACAUGAGGAGGAACAUCUCAUGUGGAGCGACAUAUAAAGUUGAGACGUGCAAAGAAAACUAAACCCAGUGCAAUGAAGUAAGGCUUACCGCUUAUAUAGAUGUCAUGGACUAUUUUUAUGAUGUGAGAACUUUCUAAUUGAUGUCAGGGGCUCUUGACUCUGUUGUUUUCAUGUUACGUCACGUCUUUACAUUUUGAUUUGUGAUUGGACUCUGUUGUCAUCAUGGCCAACCAGAGCCCAGGACUUAUAAUGACUUCAUAACACAUUCAUAACAUAUACAUACCACAUUCAUAAGCAGUAUGUAAGCAUAACAUGAAUGCUUUUUCCCCAUGUAGUUAUGAAAUGCUAAUGUACUGCUUAUGAAUGCAGUAUGUAAGGUUAUGAAUGUUAUGUUAAGUCUCUAUGUAGGUACCCUCAGUCCAGAGAGAACGAGAGCCAUUCAUCCACACAACCAACAUUGUUAAUCCCUUGAGUGUUAAUAUACAUAUGUGCAUAUUAAGAAAACACUUUUCAAUGUUAUAAAAAUAAGGGUUGACCUUUUAAAAGAUGGGCAUCUCUAUGCCAUAUUUAUAAAUCAUUUUUCUGAAUUAUUUUCUUUUUUUAAAUGAAUGUUUUCUGGUUGUGGUUCAUUAUCAGUGUUAUUUUCUAUCUGAUUCUAUUUUGCUAGCUACUGACAUUGUCCAUUUCCAUGUAGAACGUGUUGGUGUUUUGAAUGUGGUUAGAAUGCGCUACACAUGUCACAGUCUUAACUGGAUAACUAAAGCACAGUGAAAAAUAUCCCAGUAUUAAGUUGGAACAUGGAGGAACUUUAAGUUGCCUCAACUCAAAUCACAGCAGUAUGGAAGUUGAGCAUAGCAUAACAUUGUCUUUUUGUUUUGUUGUUUGUGAAGAGCACAUUCACCAGCAAUGUCUUAGCUAGAACAUUCCUUUUAUCCUCCACCGUAUGAUUCUAUUGGCGGCCCGUAACUGUACUACACUGUUUGUUUUGCAUUUUCAAAUGUUGUUGUUGAGGUUGUUGUCGUGAUAAGAUGUUACAGUAUAUUGAAGCUGAUAGGAAAUGAUGGACUUUGCCUUUGAGGAUAUUUGAUUUAUUUCAGCUGUAUUUGUGGGGAAUCGAGUAUUGGCGCUGCUCUUAGUAUGAGCUUAGGGUUUUCUGGUAGAAUGCCCUAUUCAGCUAUUUAUGCUCUUAAAUUACUAAUUUACUUGUUUCCAUUAUGUAUAUCAUAUUAUUCGGAACCAGGAUGUGAUAUUCUGUGAUCUUACAUUGAUUGAUAUAACAGGGUUCCCCAACUGGCGGCCGUGGGUCGAAUUUAGGAAAUCUGUUCCAAAGUAUUCCCACGCAUAAUACAGAAAUAUAUGUGACCGUAUACAAACGUAAGCAAGGUCUGGGCUUCUUGCGGUCAAUUUGUAGUCUACUAAUUAUUAGUAAUUAUGUUCCGGCCCUCUGACCAUCCGCUCAA
Coregonus clupeaformis (lake whitefish) is the source of this 4520-nucleotide messenger RNA. Its product is annotated as BDNF/NT-3 growth factors receptor-like. Lineage: Eukaryota; Metazoa; Chordata; Actinopteri; Salmoniformes; Salmonidae. Gene Ontology annotation, cellular component: plasma membrane; signaling receptor complex; axon. Gene Ontology annotation, molecular function: brain-derived neurotrophic factor receptor activity; brain-derived neurotrophic factor binding; ATP binding. The record is from RefSeq and is a predicted model, not a curated record. The transcript is spliced from 18 exons. Gene Ontology annotation, biological process: trans-synaptic signaling by neuropeptide, modulating synaptic transmission; positive regulation of kinase activity; multicellular organism development. Bases 32 to 2443 code for a protein of 803 amino acids.